Messenger RNA from Myxozyma melibiosi, 2998 nucleotides. Its product is annotated as kinase-like domain-containing protein. Lineage: Eukaryota; Fungi; Ascomycota; Lipomycetes; Lipomycetales; Lipomycetaceae. The transcript has 3 exons. Gene Ontology annotation, molecular function: protein serine/threonine kinase activity; ATP binding. The coding region runs from base 208 to 2871 and encodes 887 amino acids. The record is from RefSeq and is a predicted model, not a curated record. Gene Ontology annotation, biological process: response to starvation; regulation of autophagy; peptidyl-serine phosphorylation. Gene Ontology annotation, cellular component: phagophore assembly site; cytosol; phagophore assembly site membrane.
CACGUCGCUACGGCUCGCACUCUGCCCCUCGUGAGUCCCGCGGGCUUUAUCUCUUCUGCUUCCCAUCCCCAGACCGGCCUCUUCCUGGUCUACUGCUGCCUCUCCUUCUUCUUCUUCUUUUGAUCUUGCGCCUGCAUCUGUCUAUUUUGCGCUGUUGGCCGUCAUCCUCGCUCCUCCCUCUCUGGUUAUCACAUUCUCCGCCUCCAAAUGGAGCGCGAGCGACGUCAUCCGUCUAGCCGGUCAUCGGGCCCGCCACCAAUGGACACCGCCAUAGGCGACUACAGCAUCGGCAAGGAGAUCGGCAAGGGCUCCUUUGCUAUGGUCUUCAAGGGUGUGCACACUAAGACCGGAACCCCAGUUGCCGUCAAGGCUGUCCUGCGGUCGAAACUCAAGAAGCGACUACUUGAGAACCUUGAGACCGAAAUCGAAAUCAUGAAGACUCUAACCCAUCCGCACAUCGUCCAGCUCUACGAGAUCACACAGUCGUCGACCUAUGUCCAUCUGAUCAUGGAGUACUGCGCCCUAGGCGACCUCAACGUCUUCAUCCGCAAGCGCGAUCGCGUCUCCAACAUGCCUCUUAUCGCUUCCAUCAUGAAAAAGUUCCCCAAUCCGCCAGACGGGGGUCUCAACGAAGUCCUCGUCCGCCACUUUCUGAAGCAGAUGGCCUCCGCCAUCGCGUUCAUGCGCGAGCGCAACCUCGUCCACCGCGAUCUCAAGCCCCAGAACAUACUCCUCUGCCCUCCUCCUCGCACCGAGCAGGAAGCGAUCGAGAAAAACCACGCCGGCACAUGGGGUCUGCCGGUGCUCAAGCUGGCCGACUUUGGCUUUGCGCGCAUUCUUCCAAACACCAGUCUCGCCGAAACGCUCUGCGGCUCGCCGCUCUACAUGGCGCCCGAGAUCCUGCGCUACGAGAAAUACGACGCAAAGGCGGAUCUGUGGUCUAUCGGUGCGAUCCUUUAUGAGCUCUGCAUGGGCAAGGCGCCGUUCAAGGCCGAGAACUACGUCGAUCUCGUGCGCAAGAUUGAGAAAAACGAGGACCGCAUCAACUUUGCCGAGACAGUCCCGGUAUCUGAACCACUCAAGCGAUUGAUUCGCGGACUCUUGCGCAGAAAUCCCGUCGAGCGUAUGGGAUUCAAGGAGUUCUUUGAGGACGACGCCGUGCGUGGCGAGAUCCCGCAAGUCCAGGAAGCGCCCAGUUUUGUUGCCGAUAUGGACGAUGAGAAGUACAUCACAGAGUAUCUCUCCAAGCCUUCGCACAGCAAAGCGUCGUCGUCAUCUCCCCGCAAGAGCUCGAAGCAGUCUUCUCCGCCACCUCAGACACCUGCUGUUGCUACUGCUGAUACUGCAAACUCUGAGCCAGGUCCGUCGCCGGCUGCUAUUCCUUCUAGACCCUCUCAGGUCCCCAUACCUCAGCGUCUACCCAGUGGUGGGAAGGUCCACCAAACAGCUACUCCUGUUGCAGCUGCUGCUGCGGCUCCUCCUACGCCUGCUCAUAGAUCUGCUUCGCCGCCGCGCGCAAUCUCGUCGUUUGCCAACCGCAGACCAUCGCUUGAACGCAUCGAAGAGCCAAAGCAGCCUUUGGAUGAAGCCCAGUCGCGGCCGCCACUGAAGUCGACGUCUUCUGCUUCUAGCAGUGCACCACAGACUGUGCCGGGCCUUCAGCAAGAGAGCCGCGCGCGCGAGCAUUCUAGUUCGCAGUCCAGCAGCCGUCGCUCUUCCGCGUUUAGUAUCCAGACGCCGCCGAUCACUUCGGCUUUCAAUGGCCCACUGGCUGGCACGCCGUCUAUGGGAAAACCCGAGGACGACAUUAUGUUCGAGCACGAGUACGUGGUAGUCGAGAAGCGCACUGUCGAAGUCAACGCGUUUGCGGACGAGUUGGCGAAUAAUUCGCCCAAGCAAACCGCGCACCAGCGGCGGUACUCGUCGUCGUCGUCUUCGUUCAGACCGAUCUUGUCCCGUGCGAACUCAUCUUCAGGAAGAAGCGGAUCGUUUGGUAGAUACGGAGAGUCUCCUACUUCGACCCUUGGACGUGCGCUUGCGAUGGCGAGCGCGCGAUUGAUCGGUCGUAGCUCAACAAGCAACGCUAGUCGUGGAUCUUCGCCGCGCGAGCAUCACUAUGUGGAUGAGCCCGAGAUGGCGGUUAUCUUGAAGCUGGAAGAUGCGGCGGUGAAAUCGAAUGCGGUGUACGAAUUCGCAAACGUCAAGUUCUCGCAACUGAUGCCGUCGACGCCUUCGAGCAACGUGAUUCUCACGUCCGACCUGACGCCGCAGGCUAUCGUCGGUCUUUCGGAAGAGGCGCUGGUGCUGUACGUCAAGAGUUUGUCGUUGCUAGCCGCGGUCAUGGAUCUCGCGGCGAGCUGGUGGAUGUCCAAGGACGCGGCCCGAGUCUCGCCCCGUAUCGUGACGGCCGUUGAAUGGAUCCGCGAGCGGUUCAACGAAGCGCUGAACAAAGCGCAGCUCGUGCGCAUGAAACUGGCCAACCCGACCGGGGGCGUAGGCGCUCCGACGCCGGCUGCCACUGCGGAGGACUUCAGCACGGGUGUGACGGCGGAGAAGUUGCUUUACGAUCGGGCGGUGGAGAUGUCGAAGUCUGCGGCGAUGAAUGAAAUCAUGGGCGAAGGUCUUGCCGAGUGCGAGACUAUGUAUGAGACUUCGAUCUUGAUGUUGCAGGCGAUUCUCGAUUCUGAUGGGGAUGCUGUGAUCGAGGAGGACGAUGCGCGUUCUGUAGAAACGAUUAUCGCGGGGAUCCGAGACCGCUUGGCGACUCUGCGAAAGAAGUUGGAGGCCCAGCAGGCUGGUUCUGUACCUGGAUCCACCUCUGCUUCGCGCACGUCCAACGCUGCUAGCUUCCAGCAGCAGUACGUCGUGUAAGUUUCCGGUCAGGUCUCUCUUGAUUGCACAAGUCUCUUUUGUGCUCGGUGUUUGGUGCUCAGCGUCGGCGGUUCUCUCUGGAUCUAGGACAAGGAACACAAAUCAAUUUGAUCUCUCUCUCUCUCGU